This is a messenger RNA of Tuber aestivum (summer truffle), 733 nucleotides long. The record is from the annotation of a GenBank genome assembly. Lineage: Eukaryota; Fungi; Ascomycota; Pezizomycetes; Pezizales; Tuberaceae.
GCCGUUGUAUUUUUGCACUUUUUGGUCGGGCUCAACUGUCCAUUGGAUCUUACCACCCUAUCUCCUUGCGCAGUAGUCACUGCUGUUAACCACGAUGAUCACGCUGCGAUUCACCGAUUGAUUAACGACAUCUCCGGUGAAAUUCCAGGCGCCUCUCCCUCCCGUUGCUGGCACUACUUGGAUGGUAGCGCUGUUCACAAGUUUGUUGCACCUUCAAAAUCGCAUUUUACCUCCCAUCCCUCCUAUCUCAUAUCGCCCUCUAAUAAUUUCAUAGCAGCCCACCAACACGAUCAAAGAAAACGGGUUUCCUCCGCCGCGAACCUGGCCGCACCUGGCGAUCCGCAUGUCCGACGAAGCAGCCUUUGGACCGUCACAACGAAGUGAAAGCAUCUCAAUAUACGCGGGGGCUGCCCAAUUCCAGGGUGUGAUAAGGUCGUAGAGAAAGGGAUUAAAAGGAAGUAUAAUCUUCCCGCUCAUGGGUGGAGUAAACAUGGGGUCAGGUUGCCCCGACAGUCCAGGGGUAAUUAACCGAGGGCAUUGCGAAUACGGAAUGCCGCUGGUGUUUACUAGAGUACGGUGGUCAGACCUUGAUGGCAAAAGUAUGAUGUUUCCGGUCAAUCUGUAGUGUUGGUGAGAUGUGUACCCGGAUGUUUAUUUGAUAUUUUUUAUCUAUCUCUCCCACCCCCCAGUUAGCUUUGGGGUCUUGCUUUAAUGAUAUUUGACCUCUAUCUCG